Molecule: messenger RNA, 252 nt
Organism: Phytophthora sojae
Lineage: Eukaryota; Oomycota; Peronosporomycetes; Peronosporales; Peronosporaceae
Exons: 1
Source: RefSeq, a predicted model, not a curated record
GUCGCUUGGAACACCCUCUGGGCGUUUGUCCGCGAAGCCAACCGGGUUGCUCGCGUGGCUGGCGAACCCGAGAUCUGCGAGGACGCCCUUGCUGUAAACCAGCGCCAACACAAGGUCACCGGGGUCGGUACCUGUAUUGGGCUUGAUCAUCUGCUGCUGGCCCCGGGGGUGUACUUGUGUGCUGGCUAUCUCCCGUUUCCGCGGCGUGGGGCGCGUGCCUUCAUGAUGGAGGUGACGUCCGUGGGUCGCUUC